UGAAGGUAUUUUUAGGGUUUUCUUCCUCCAUUUUCUGUUCCACCGUGCGUAUUCUUUUGUUGAUUGUUUGAUCAUUUCAUUUGUUGGAUGUCUAUUUAGGGUUCUUCUCCAGUCAUAAUGUUUAGGUUUUUAGUAUUGAUUGAGAGUGUUGAUGUCCUGUUGUCAACACUGUGUGCCGAUUAAUGGUUUGGACUGGGUUUAUGGGGUUUUCUAGGAUUCAUUUGGUGAAAUCCUGAACCAAAACUUCCUUUUUUAGGUUUCCUUGUUUUUUUUUGGGCAAAUUUUUGGGAUAUCCUGGAGCUACGUUCUAUGUUGAAAUCAGUAAUUUAAACCACUUUCUAGUGCUUAUUUCAACUUUUAUCGAUGGAUUCUAGUUCUAGUUAAGGUUCUCAUUAUCUUGUUUGUUGAAAUUCUCUUUAAUUUCCUCGUUUGAUGGCUGAUGCAUGUAAUAUGUUGUCAAAGUUGCAUUCUACUCUCUCAUUUUGCACACAGUCUGUGGAAGACACUUUCCAUCUCUGCAACACUAUCCAACCUCUUCGAAAGCCCAACUUUCCUCACAAUCUCUCACCAGCCCCCCUGACAAUACCUACUGAACGCCCCCAAACGACCACCAUUUCCCUCUCCAACACACACAAUCUCCAAAAACCCCUUAAGAAGCCCGUAUCUCUGUCUACCCAAGAUGCCCAUCUUCACCUUAGAGAGAAAGUUCUUUAUCUUGAAUCCAUAGGAGUCGAUACUGUGCGCUUAAUCUCUGAUUACCGUCCUAUAAGCUCUGCAUCUAUACUUGACAUGAAAUCGGUUGUUGGGUUCUUGGAAUCAAUAGGUAUUUUACUUUCUGACCUUGAUCGGAUCUUUGGCAUGUGCCCCGAGAUAUUAAUUUCAAGUGUUUCCAAAGACCUAUUACCUGUUAUCACAUUUCUAUUGAGAGAGGUGAAUGUAUUGGGCUCAAAUAUCAGAAAGGUCAUUAUAAGGCGUCCUAGACUGCUUGCUUGCAGUGUUGAGAAGCAACUUCGACCUACUCUUUAUUAUCUUCAGUCAAUUGGAAUUGAAGAGGUUCAUAAAUAUACAUCUCUCCUAUCAUGCAGUGUCGAACAAAAGUUUUUGCCGAGAAUACAGUACUUCCGGGAGGUUGGGUUUUCUCGUAAAGAUGUUGAGGUCAUGGUAAGGAGGUACCCCCAACUUUUUUGUUAUAGCAUAAAGGGCAAUUUCGAGCCAAAACUUCAUUAUUUUGUUGAGAAUAUGCGCCGUGAUUUGGAUGAAUUGAAGGAGUUUCCUCAAUACUUCUCCUUUAGCUUGGAAAACAGGAUAAAGCCGAGGCAUAUGUUGUUGUUGGAGAAUCAUAUAUAUCUUCCUCUUCCUGUUAUAUUGAAGCCAAAUGAUAGUCAAUUUCAUCGUAGAAUAGAGGUGUGCAUUGGUUCUAGUCAACCAUUGAAAGGCUCCCCUUUGUGGAGUAGUGGGUUCACUGAGAAUGUGGACAUUUCUCCCAAUUCAAUUGUAUGUAAGGAAAAUACUAAAAUGUUGCAAUGCGUUUGAUUAGUCAUUCAUCUAUCCAUUUUGUUAAUAUUGAUGCUUUUAAUUGAGGUGAUAUAUUUUGAGGACUA
Messenger RNA from Amborella trichopoda, 1601 nucleotides. RefSeq names its product Mitochondrial transcription termination factor family protein. The record is from RefSeq and is a predicted model, not a curated record. Gene Ontology annotation, molecular function: double-stranded DNA binding. Gene Ontology annotation, biological process: regulation of DNA-templated transcription. NCBI's taxonomy places the organism in Eukaryota, Viridiplantae, Streptophyta, Magnoliopsida, Amborellales, Amborellaceae.